ACUUUGAUCUCGUCUUAUUCAUGAUGUAUCAAUUAUCGAAAAAAAGGUCAGGAAAGAAAGUAAUUAGUGUUUAAGUUAGUUAUCAACUUACGACCAGAUUACGUUUAGACAAGUCGUACAUAGAUUUAGACUUUAGUCGGUCUUCCUUUUACAUAUACAAGACACAUAAGUAAAAAUGCUAAAAAUCUUUAAAGAGACUGAUUUUUAAAAUAUAUUUAAAGCAAGAAGUAUAUUUUACCAGCUGAGAGACUUCCGCCAUUGUGUCAUGGCGACUGUUGUGGGCAUUCGCGUGGUGCGGGGUCCUGAUUGGGAUGGGGAGGACAGUGACGGAGGACAGUUGCACCUGGGGACGGUGAUGGAGGUGCUGGGUGAGUACUCGGUGCGCGUGCUGUGGGACACAGGUGUAGAGAGCACGUGCAGAGCAGGGCGUGACGGCAAACUCGACCUCAGGAUCUUCGACACAGCGCCUGUGGGUGUGAGACACCUGGGAGAGACCUGCGCCGUGUGUGGAGAGAAGGACGUGUGCGGGAUGCUGUGGAGAUGUCGGGACUGUGACGACUGUUGUCUGUGUACACAGUGUUACUGUGAAGACAAGCACGAUGUCGACCAUGAGUUCCUUCGUGUAGACACACCGGGCAGCAGCGGAACAACUGUAAACUCUCGAAGUAAGAGUCUCAAAAUACAAGCUGUCGGCAUUUUUCCUGGAGCAAAGGUUAGAAAGGUCAUGAGAUACAACAACGAGGAGGUUUACGGAUCAAAGGGCGAAGUUGAAGGCUACGAGACUGGAGUCCCAUACAAAUGUCGGAACAUGCUUUGUGUUCGAUGGUCUGAUGGCAUCCUUAAGAACUGCUGUUUGGGUGAAAUAAUUUGUACUGAAGAAGCAGCUGGGCCAAUCUGUUAUAGAGAUCAUCUCCCUUUGCUUGAUAUUAAAGUUCCAUCAGUCCUGGCAGAUCUUUCACUCGCAUGUGAGUCAGAACUGUUUCUUAAAGAUAAUAGUUCACAGUCUGUUGGGACUACCUGUGUCACUCAAUCUGUCAGUGCUGACGUGGUGCCAAGCAGUCUUCACAAUGAAACAGUGACCAAAGCUCACGACGAGUCGUCGCCUGCUGACGCUCACCCUUCGUCUGAUGUUCAUGAUGUUCAUUUGUUGCCGGAAAAUGUUGUGACCAUUACAGUCGGAUACUCUAAUCACACUGACGAUGGAGACCACUACUGCUGUAACACCCAACCUUCCACACGAAUCAACCAUGUGGCUGGAGAAGACCUAUGACACAAGCGACUACAACCUGGCGAGAAACUGCGAGAUAGACAAGAGAGAUGAUCUCGUUGUUUCGGGACUAAAAACAGAGAAGUGGACGAUCGAGAAGACGAUGGUUGACAAGGGAACUACAGUGGAAGAUCAUUUUGACAGGGAGGCAACUGGCCUACAAUAUGGUACAUUACGAGAAUUGCAAGAAACAGGACAUCUUUUAUUUAAUUUCGCAAAUGAUUGUGAGAAAAAUGAGACAGUGGAGUUUAGCAGUGACGAAGAACGUGAAGAAACGGAAGAACAAGAAAGGAAGCUGAAGGUCGAUGUUGGAGACAACGUGGCCAUCAAAGUGGGAGAAAGCAGGUUAGAAGAACUGCAAAAGACACACGGAGGAUGCACCCAACAGAUGAAAAAAGCUAUUGGCUCGACUGGAUGCGUUGUCACUAAAACUAAAAAAGGAUCCAUCUUUGUCGAGUUUAAGUCCCUAGGACAGUUUUCCUUCAGUCCAGAGGCUUUAGUGAAG
Messenger RNA from Pomacea canaliculata, 1772 nucleotides. Its product is annotated as E3 ubiquitin-protein ligase MIB1-like. The record is from RefSeq and is a predicted model, not a curated record. The coding region runs from base 266 to 1270 and encodes 334 amino acids. Gene Ontology annotation, cellular component: cytoplasm. Gene Ontology annotation, molecular function: ubiquitin-protein transferase activity; zinc ion binding. Gene Ontology annotation, biological process: protein ubiquitination. NCBI's taxonomy places the organism in Eukaryota, Metazoa, Mollusca, Gastropoda, Architaenioglossa, Ampullariidae. The transcript has 5 exons.